AACAUUUUUUUCCUGCAUCAAAUGUAAGGUACACCGGGGUAAGUGUAAAUACGGGGCAAGUGUAACCUAUGCCAAUUUGUGGUCUUAAAUUCUAUCAUAAUGGCGCCAUCUAUGGCCAAGUAGGUUUAUUAUGAUACCGGCUAAGCAUCGCAAUAGAUGUCUUGCGCGCUAGCAAAACGAACGCUUCAUCACAUUUCGUUACUUAGUGUGUUUGCAUUUACAGUUGACGACGUAGUUCUGUAGUCUCUUAUAAAAAUCUCUUUGUAUUAAAACUUUGACGACUUUUCAUCGUAAUUUCUGGUAAGCACUCCAUUAAAGGUAUUAUCUAUUAGUAAAUAAACUUAUCUUUUCUGAAUUUUAAAGAAUUUAUUUUAAAUGUUGUGGUUUACACUUGCCCCAAAAAAAACUCCCUUGGGGCAAGUAUGAAAUAUGGUAGGUUACACUUGCCCCAAUAAUUCUAUUACGUUUACACUUUCCCGUUGUUUUCAGAACAUGGUCCGGAAUUACAUACGUAAGAAAGCUCCUCCAGCCUAUAGCAAAAACGAUUUGAAAGAGGCAGUACAAGCUGUGCAAAGAGGUACUCUAACAUUAUAUAGAGCUGCAUUAUUGUACAAAAUACCCAAAGCUACUUUAUUUACUCAUGUAAAGGGUAAACGGGGUUUAAAAAGUAAUACGGGGGGUAGGGCACCAGCUCUGCCUUAUGAUGUAGAACAAAAAUUUUCCAACAGUAUUAAAAUACUCGAAAAAUGGGGUAUGGGACUAUCAAAGAGAGAAGUUCUUCAACUAAUUGGGCGGUAUGUGAAAGAAAAUAAUAUAGUAACCCCUUUCAAGAAUGGAGUUCCUGGCAAUGAUUAUUUCGUCAGAUUCACGAAAGCAUUUCAUUUAAGCCAGAAAAAACCGCAAUCUGUGGAAGUGGCUCGAAAGAGGUCUAUGGAUCCAUUUGUUAUGUAUGAUUACUUCAAUAUCCUCAAACAGCAUAUUGAAAAUAUCCCAGCAUCGCAAAUUUAUAAUAUUGAUGAAACCGGUUUCUGCCUGGAUCCAUCCCGGAUAAAAGUUGGAGAGAAGGGUAGAGCAGCCCAUAGGACAACAAGUGGUCCAGGACGAGAGAAUAUAACAGUUCUCCUUGGGGGAAACGCUGCAGGUGAAAAACUUCCUUCACUCGUAGUGUUCAAGGGUAAACACAUAUGGAAUAGUUGGAUUCCAACUGAGGAAUACCCGGGAAUGACUUAUUCAGCCACUAAAAAUGGGUGGAUGGAAACGGAAACCUUUCAAAAAUAUUUUGAAAACAAUUUUUUACCAAAUAUUGGCAAAGACAGACCUACUGUAUUAAUUUAUGAUGGUCACACGUCUCACAUUAGUAUUUCUUUGAUAGAAAAGGCAAUAGCUAAUGAUGUGAUAAUAGUGAAACUUCCGCCUCAUUCCAGCCAUCUGCUACAACCUAUGGAUUUAUGUGUUUUUAAGUCAUCAAAAAUGGCAUGGGAUGCAGAGCUCAUAAAAUGGCAGAGACAAAACUAUGGUACGAAACUACCAAAACCUUUGUUUUGUACCAUUUUAUCAAAAAUCUGGUCACAAGUAAACCCUUCGUUACUUAUCGAAGGAUUUGAGAAAGGGGGGAUAUAUCCUUUUAAUAAUGAGGUCAUUCCCGUUGAACAUUACGAUCCAGAAGCAUAUAAAAGGUGGUGUGAUUCAAACUGCAAAAAUAACAAUCCGGAAGAAGCACAAGUAGCGCAACCAAAUUUACGAUCAACAUUAGAAGAGCGUUUUAAUUUGCCAUCCACUUCAACAGUACCACCAAUAACUCCGCAGACAUCGUCAGUAAAUUCAAUAAAUCCGCAAAUGCCAUCGACCAGUUCAGAACACCAGAAUCCGCCAGUUAACAACACAAAAAGUUUUGAGGGCAUUCUCUUAGAACAGCUAAAACAGAUGCCAAAACCAGCGAAAUCGAUCAGAAAGAGAGUAUGUAUAGGUGCCGAAGUUAUUACAUCCUUGGAAGCAGUUGCUAAAUUGAACGAGAAAGCAAACAAAAUUAAAAAACCAGAGAAGUCGACAACUAAGAAAGAUGGUAAAAAAUUGAAAAGAAAGCAAGUAUACGAAGAAGACACAGAUGAAGAUAGUUUUGAAGAAAUGGAAGUCAAUACUUCAGAUGAUGAUUUUGACUUAGACGAUGAAGUAAAUGAUUUGCGUGAAGAAGAAGAAUUCGUGAAAUACAUGGAGAAAGAUCCUCAAGAACUGAAAAUAGGGGACUGGAUUCUAGUAAAAUUUGCUACUAAAAAAUCAUUUAAAUUUUAUGUAGGGCAAGUAACAGAAGUAGAGCCAUGUUUAGAAGCAAAAUUUGCAAGACGCUCGGCAUCUUCAUCACAAUUUCAUUGGCCAGAUACUCCAGAUGUCUCAGUUAUAAGAAGAGAUGAAAUACAACACUGUUUGCCUGCCCCAGAUAUUCACAGAAGAGGACACUUCCAUUUCAACAUCACAUUUGAGCAAAAUAUAUCCUAAGUGAUUUUUCCUAGUAAAAAAAUCUGAUUAUAUUUAGUCUCUUCUUUUAUUUACACUAGCCCCAAUCAAGUCUCAACACUUUUGUAGUAAUUCAGACAGCGUAUUUACACUUGCCCCAAUUUGCUGGGGAAGUGUAAACCAUUAUUCUAACAUGAAAAAAAUAAUGUCUAGAAAAAAAUCUAUACUGAUUUUGUUUUGUGUUUGUAGAUUUCGUUUCUACAUAUACUUAAGACUAUACUCUCAAAAUUUCAGUGAAUAUCAUAAUUAAAAAUAGGAAAUACAACGCGAAAAAGUUGAACUAUUGAAAUUUUGGGUCACACUUGCCCCGGUGUACCUUAAUAAAAGGAACUGUUUUGGUGAAUUUCAUAUUUAAGAUGAUUGAC
Molecule: messenger RNA, 2876 nt
Organism: Acanthoscelides obtectus
Lineage: Eukaryota; Metazoa; Arthropoda; Insecta; Coleoptera; Chrysomelidae
Source: the annotation of a GenBank genome assembly